CAAAUGUGGAUGCACGCAAUGCAAAUCACGUUAAUGGAUUUAAAAAAGUCUGUUGAAUAGUUACGAGUAAUGACCGAGAAAAAAAUCUUAGAAUAUGAAACCUAUUUGAAUGACGUUUUAAGAGAAGACUUAAAGUGUGUAUUGUCUCAGCGAGAGAAUCUUUGCCAAGAAGUUCUUGAUUUAGAACAAUUAAAAACUGUAAUUGAACGUUUACAAGAAGCAGAAUUAAAUAAAGAAACCAUUAAGACUAGAGUAGAUUUGGGUUGCAAUUUUUACGCUCAAGCUAAUAUCACUGACACUAAAUAUAUAUUUAUCAAAACUGGGUUGGAUAUUUUUGUCCAAUUUACAUUGGAAGAGGCAACUAAGUUUAUUGAUAAGAAAAUAGAUUUCUUGAAGAAGAAAAUUGAUCAUACUUUGAAGAAGAGUUCUGAGAUUAACGCUCAUAUACAGUUGAUUUUGCAAGGUUUGAGAGAGCUGCAACAUUUGACUUACGUAACUGAGACACCUAGGAGAGAAGUUUUGUAAAAAAAAAAUUAUGUUGGAACUUGCAGCUUUUACACAGUCUGAUAGUGACUCUGAUUGUGAUAUUCCAAAGUUUGAAAUUUCUGCGUUUAAAAAGUAUGAAUCAUCAUCAGUUCCUGAAACUAUAGGAAGUUCAAAUUUCCAUAACAAAAGCAUUCAGCUUUCUUCUAGUAUGAAUGCAGGGGAAGAGUAUAAUAAAACCAGUUACGUCGAUCUUUAUCCAGAGCGGGAAAACUUACAUGAUCAAGUACAAAAGCAUAAGGAGCUGAUGCAAAAAUCUGUAGAGGAAAAUGCAGAGAAGAGCAUAGUUUUACAACCUGGAUUCGAAAAGCUUGAAGAGGUUCCUGUUUUUCAACUUAAACACAAGAGAAGAAAAGAAGGAUUGAAAGAGAGAGACAAGACGAAAGGAUUUUCUUGGUUUAAUAUGCCCGCUCCUGAGAUGACUGAUGAAAAAAAGAAUGACCUGUUAGUAAUUCAAAUGAGGCAAGCUUUAGAUCCAAAGCAAUUCUAUAAACGCAGUGCUGUGAAAGGCAAUCCUAAAUAUUUCCAAGUUGGAACUUUUGUUGAAUCGCCUGUAGAAUUCUAUAGUUCUCGUAUUCCCAAGAAGCAGAGGAAACAAACUCUUGUAGAAGAAUUGCUUGCUGAUGCUGAAUUCAGACAGUACCAGAAAAAGAAGUUUAGUGAAAUCCAAAGAAAUCAGCCAGCAAAAUUUGUGAAACGGAAAAGAGAAAAGAAACUGAAACCUGCUGAUUUUAGGGAAGGAAAUGCACAGAAGAAAGCUGCUAAGGGAAAAAGGAAUAAAUCGAAGAAGAGAGUAAAAUAAAUGAAAAUAUUUUUGUGUCUGAAUGAGCAUUUUGAUAAAUAAAGCUGUUUCUUUAAA
Messenger RNA from Parasteatoda tepidariorum (common house spider), 1402 nucleotides. RefSeq names its product deoxynucleotidyltransferase terminal-interacting protein 2. Gene Ontology annotation, cellular component: nucleolus. NCBI's taxonomy places the organism in Eukaryota, Metazoa, Arthropoda, Arachnida, Araneae, Theridiidae. The record is from RefSeq and is a predicted model, not a curated record. Gene Ontology annotation, molecular function: RNA binding. Gene Ontology annotation, biological process: RNA processing.